Molecule: messenger RNA, 2732 nt
Organism: Populus euphratica (Euphrates poplar)
Lineage: Eukaryota; Viridiplantae; Streptophyta; Magnoliopsida; Malpighiales; Salicaceae
Exons: 6
Coding region: 247-1767 (506 amino acids)
Molecular function (GO): protein binding
Source: RefSeq, a predicted model, not a curated record
ACUAAAAACUAUGCUAAGCUUAAAACCUUUGUCCUAAAACUCUCCUUCUUGUAUUAUAUUUCCUAUCAACAAAGAUUUUGCUUUGUAUAUCCCACAUCCUUCAACCAUUUCCAAAUUACAACUAAAAACCUUAACUAUCAAACUACUUUCAUUUCAACCCCUAAACACUAAAACCUCUUAAACUGUCAUCAUCCUCUAACAGUGGAAUCAGAGCUCAAUUGAUCGUAAGUGGGCAUUAGAGUCUAUAUGGCCACCACAAAUUCAUCACAAUCUAUCUCUGUGCCACUUCCCAUUUUUGAUGGUAGCAACUAUGAUUUGUGGGAAAAAAAAAUGAUGACACUCUUCGAGUCUCAAAAUCUUACGGACAAUAUUGUUGGGAAGGGACUUACGGACAAUAUUGUUGAGAAGGGACUUAAGAAGCCAACAAAUAUCUCUAUUCUAGAAGAAGCACAACAAAAGGAGGUAACAAAACAGAAGGAUGCUAGUGCCCUAUAUUUGAUUCAACAGUCACUAGCGAUUAAAAUUUUUCCUAGGAUUAGUGAAGCUUCAACAGCAAAGCAAGCGUGGGGUACGUUGCGGAAGGAGUUUCGCGGCGAUUCUGAGAUAGCAUUUGAGAUAAAACUGGAAGCACCUUAUAAGGCAGCCAUGAAUGGAGAAUGGCAAAGCAUGAUUGACUUCUAUCGUGAACAUUUCGGAAAAAUCGGCUGUCCAGUUACGCCCUCUAAGGAUACUGGACUUCAUCUAGCUGUGCACAGCAAAAAAGAGCAACCACUUGAAGAUUUACUUGAAAUCAUGAAGAAAAGAUCUUUACCUGAGGCAUUUCUCAAGAGAAAAAACCAAUUUGGAAACACGGCUCUUCACGAGGCAACCAUCUAUGGCAAUUACGAGGCUGUACAGCUCUUGGUAGAACGUUGUCCAGAACUAAUUAGGCAAGCAAAUGAGUUCGGUGAAACCCCAUUGUUUACAGCAGCUGGAUUUGCUACGACAGCAAUAGUGGAGUUUUUAAUCAGAUCCAAACAAGAACAAUGCGUGGAUAAUAAUGGCCUCCUAUUAUCAAUUCACAAAAAGCGAUCGGGAGAUGACCUGUCCAUCCUUAGCGCUGCUAUUAUAGGGAAAAACUUUGAAACAGCUUUACUGUUGCUAGAACUGGAUAAAUCGCUCAUCAGCAUGAAGGACAAACAUCAAAUAUCUACUCUUCAACUUCUAGCCGAAAUGCCAACCGAUUUUGAGAGUGGAUUUCGGUUGGGCAUAUUUGAAAGACUCAUCUACUGGUGCCUUCCUGUUCCACGUCGCCGCGAGGUAAAAUCAAAGGUAAAAUCAAAGGUAGAAAGUUGCCGCCGGGAAAGGAAGGAGGUGGGAGAUCUUGAGAGCGGUCGGGGGAGGAACUCAGGAGAUCUGGGGAGUGACUCGGAGAGGAAUCAAAGAGGAGGCCUACUCAACUAUUUAAGGGUCCUUGAAGGAUGUUGGCUAGAAAGAAUCUGGAACCAGAAAAGAGAGCAUGUAUUUGCUUUGACAUUCGCCGAAAGCCUAAUAAAGAAAGAUGAGUCAUUGAAAAGUUUCACCAUAACAAAGGAAGACCAAAAUAAAGAAGAAGAAGAAGAUGAAGAAGAGCAAGAAAUGUGUGGAAAAAAAAUAAAAAAGGAGAAAAAACUUCUGAAAACACUAGCAAUGCAAAAGAAACUGAUAAAGCAGAAACUUCUGAAAUCACUAGCAAUGCAAAAGACAAUGAAAGAGCACAAACUUCUGUAUCUGUAUUGUCAUCAUUAACAACUAAAAAGGAGAUCCCAUUGUUUACUGCAACUAGAAGGGGAAUACAAGAGAUUGUGGAGCUGAUAAUAAAACUACAUCCUCAUGCUAUUGACCAGCGCGAUGAAAUGAAUCGGAGCAUUUUGGAUGUGGCCGUCAUGUAUCGCCAGAAAAAGAUCUUUGAUAAUGUGAAGGAAAAGAAUUUACCAAUGGCUAGAAUGCGUCAAGGUGUUGAUAAAAGCGGAAACACAUUGUUGCACCAUGUUGCAGAUAUGAAUAAAAACAGUGGAGUAACCAAGCCUGGGCCUGCACUCCAACUUCAGGAGGAGUUGAAAUGGUUUGAGCGAGUGCAAGACGUAAUUCCUUCUUAUUAUGUCCCGCUUCUGAACAAAGAUGGAAUGACUGCAAGGGAGUGCUUCGAAAUAGCCCACGAGAAGCAACUGGAAAAGGCACAAACAUGGAUCAAGGAAACAUCUCAGUCAUGUUCCACUGUAGCUGCACUUGUUGCAACUGUUGUCUUUGCUGCCGCCUAUACUGUGCCCGGAGGUUCUGAUGAAAAAGGCAAGCCAAACUUCAUCAACUCUCCCUAUUUUCUGAUUUUCACUGUCUCUGAUGUUGUCUCCUUAGCAAGCUCCUUGACUUCGCUUGUGGUGUUUCUCUCUUUGCUGACCUCUCCAUUUGAGCUACAAGAAUUCCACAUCUCUCUUCCUCGAAAACUUGUUGUUGGCUUCUCCUUCCUCUUCUUUUCUGUGUUAACGACCAUGCUAUCCUUUGGGGCAACAAUUUUGAUACUCAUUCAGACAGAGAGGAAGUUGACAACAUUACUCCUUUCCAUUGCUUCAUUCCUUCCUGUCUUAAUAUUUGCAAUACUGCAAUUCCGUCUGUACGUCUCCUUUAUGGGCUCUACAUUCAAAAACUGGAUAGCUCAUCUAUCGUUUCCUGGCCCUUGCCUACAAUGGAAGAAAAAGCUCGGUCCCAAGAAGAAG